Arvicanthis niloticus (Nile rat) is the source of this 8120-nucleotide messenger RNA. The record is from RefSeq and is a predicted model, not a curated record. NCBI's taxonomy places the organism in Eukaryota, Metazoa, Chordata, Mammalia, Rodentia, Muridae.
AAGUACCGGACAGCCCUUGCGCCCUAGCCCGCGCGAGGAGCCCUGCUCCCUCGACUUGCGACUUGACUUGCGACUCGCUGCUGUCCAGACUCAGCACGCUCUGUUCCCUCGCCUUACAAGUCCCGGCGCCCAGGCCCCGCCGCGAUGCUUCCCGGCCCGGGACACCCGCUGUCAGCUCCAGCCCUGGCUUUGGCUUUUACCUUGGCCUUGUUGGUCAGAUCUACAGCUCCUGCCUCCUUCUUCGGGGAGAACUACCUGGAGGUGCCUGUGCCCUCAGCCCUGACGAGAGUGGACUUGCUGCUCCAAUUCUCCACAUCCCAGCCUGAAGCCCUGCUUCUCUUGGCAGCAGGCCAAGCUGACCAUCUCCUGCUCCAGCUCCACUCUGGACGCCUACAGGUCAGACUUGCCCUGGGACAAGAGGAGCUGAGGUUGCAGACGCCAGCAGACACUGUGCUGAGUGACUCCGCCCCCCACACUGUAGUGCUCACAGUCUCCGACAGCUGGGUUGUGCUGUCUGUUGAUGGAGUGUUGAACACCUCUUCCCCCAUCCCAAGAGCAUCCCACCUCAAGGCCACCUAUGGACUCUUUGUGGGCUCCUCUGGAAGCCUGGAUCUGCCUUACCUGAAGGGAAUCAGCCGACCCCUGAGGGGAUGCCUCCACUCAGCCAUUCUCAAUGGCCGCAACCUUCUCCGUCCGCUCACCCCCGAUGUUCGUGAAGGUUGCGCUGAAGAAUUCUCUGCUGGGGAUGAAGUGGGCCUGGGCUUCUCUGGACCCCACUCGCUGGCUGCCUUCGCUGCCUGGAGCACUCGGGAGGAAGGCACCCUGGAGUUUACGCUCACCACUCGGAGUCAGCAAGCACCCCUGGCCUUCCAAGCAGGGGACCAGCGUGGCAACUUUAUCUACGUGGACAUAUUUGAGGGCCACUUGCGGGCUGUGGUUGAAAAGGGCCAAGGCACCAUGCUGCUUCGUAACAGCGUGCCAGUGGCUGACGGGCAGCCCCACGAGGUCAGCGUACACAUAGAUGUUCACCGGCUGGAAAUCUCUGUAGACCAAUACCCUACGCGUACUUUCAACCGUGGGGUCCUCAGCUACCUGGAGCCACGUGGCAGUCUCCUCCUUGGGGGGCUGGACACAGAGGCCUCUCGCCACCUCCAAGAACACCGUCUGGGCCUGACACAGGGGGCUGCCAAUAUCUCCCUGGUAGGCUGCAUAGAAGAUUUCAGCGUGAACGGCAGGAGGCAGGGCCUCCGGGAGGCCUGGCUGACCCGUGACAUGACAGCAGGCUGCAGGCCUGAGGAGGAUGAGUAUGAGGAAGAAGUCUAUGGCCCGUAUGAAACCUUCUCCACCCUGGCACCAGAAGCCUGGCCAGCCAUGGAACUGCCAGAGCCAUGUAUUCCUGAGCCAGGACUGCCUGCUAUCUUUGCAAACUUCACCCAGCUGCUUACCAUCAGCCCCCUGGUGGUGGCCGAGGGUGGCACAGCCUGGCUUGAGUGGCGGCACGUGCAGCCCACGCUGGACCUGACAGAGGCAGAGCUGCGCAAGUCCCAGGUGCUGUUCAGCGUGAGCCAGAGCGCACGCCACGGUGAACUGGAGCUGGACAUCCCGGGAGCCCAAACCCGGAAAAUGUUUACCCUGUUGGACGUGGUGAACCGUAAGGCCCGCUUUGUUCACGACGGCUCUGAAGACACCUCUGACCAGCUGAUGCUGGAGGUCUCAGUGACUGCUCGGGCACCUGUGCCCUCCUGCCUGCGGAGGGGCCAAAUUUACAUUCUACCCAUUCAGGUGAACCCUGUCAACGACCCACCUCGUAUCAUCUUUCCGCACGGCAGCCUCAUGGUGAUCCUGGAACACACACAGAAGCCUCUGGGACCCGAGAUUUUCCAAGCCUACGACCCAGACUCUGCCUGUGAGGGUCUCACCAUCCAGCUCCUUGGUGUGUCCUCUGGUGUCCCUGUGGAACACCGAGACCAGCCCGGAGAACCAGCAACUGAGUUUUCCUGUCGGGAACUGGAGGCAGGCAACAUCGUGUAUGUCCACCGUGGUGGGCCUGCACAGGACCUGACAUUCAGGGUCAGCGAUGGGAUGCAGGCCAGUGCUCCAGCUACACUGAAGGUCGUGGCUGUCCGGCCGGCCAUACAGAUCCUCCACAACACAGGACUGCACCUGGCCCAGGGCUCUGCUGCAGCCAUCUUGCCUGCCAACCUGUCAGUAGAAACGAAUGCAGUAGGACAGGAUGUGAGCGUGCUGUUCCGAGUCACUGGCCCCUUGCAGUUCGGGGAGCUGCAGAAACAGGGGGCCGGAGGGGUCGAGGGCACCGAGUGGUGGGAAACACUGGCCUUCCACCAGCGAGAUGUGGAGCAAGGCCGAGUGAGGUACCUGAGCACUGACCCACAGCACCACACCCGAGACACAGUGGAGGACCUGACCUUGGAGGUGCAGGUGGGCCAGGAGACCCUGAGCAAUCUGUCUUUCCCAGUGACCAUCCAGAGGGCCACAGUAUGGAUGCUGCGCCUUGAGCCUCUGCACACGCAGAAUCCUCAUCAGGAGACCCUCACCCCAGCCCACCUAGAGGCUUCCCUGGAGGAGGAGGAGGAGGGAGGCCCAUACCCUCAUACCUUCCACUAUGAGUUGGUUCAGGCCCCCAGGAGAGGCAACCUCCUGCUCCAGGGUACAAGGCUCUCAGAUGGCCAGAGCUUCAGCCAGAAUGAUCUGCAGGCUGGUCGUGUGACCUACAGGGCCACAACAAGGACCUCUGAGGCAGCUGAUGACUCCUUCCGUUUCCGGGUCACAUCUCCGCCACAUUUCUCCCCACUCUACACGUUCCCCAUCCACAUCGGUGGCGACCCGAAUGCUCCUGUCCUCACUAACGCCCUUCUCACGGUACCCGAGGGAGGGGAGGGAGUGCUGUCUGCUGACCACCUCUUUGUCAAGAGUCUCAACAGUGCCAGCUACCUCUAUGAAGUUAUGGAGCAGCCCCACCAUGGCAGGCUGGCUUGGAGGGACCCAAAGGGUAAGGCCACCCCAGUGACAUCCUUCACUAAUGAGGACCUACUGCAUGGCCGACUGGUCUACCAGCACGAUGACUCUGAGACCACAGAGGAUGAUAUCCCCUUUGUGGCCACGCGCCAGGGUGAGGGCAGCGGAGACAUGGCCUGGGAGGAGGUGCGUGGUGUCUUCCGAGUGGCCAUCCAGCCUGUGAAUGACCAUGCCCCUGUGCAGACCGUCAGCCGUGUCUUCCAUGUGGCGCGGGGUGGACAGCGGCUGCUGACGACAGACGACGUGGCCUUCAGUGAUGCUGAUUCAGGCUUUAAUGACGCGCAACUGGUGCUGACCCGCAAGGACCUCCUCUUCGGCAGCAUCGUGGCUAUGGAGGAGCCCACGAGGCCCAUCUACCGUUUCACCCAAGAGGACCUCAGGAAGAAGCAAGUCCUGUUUGUACACUCAGGAGCCGACCAUGGCUGGCUCCAGCUACAGGUGUCUGACGGGCAGCACCAGGCUACUGCCAUGCUGGAGGUGCAGGCCUCAGAGCCUUAUCUUCACAUAGCCAAUGGUUCUAAUCUUGUGGUCCCUCAGGGAGGCCAGGGCACCAUUGACACAGCUGUGCUCCACCUGGACACCAACCUGGAUAUACGAAGUGGGAAUGAGGUCCACUACCACGUCACAGCUGGCCCUCACUGGGGACAGCUGCUCCGGGAUGGCCAGUCAGUCACCUCCUUCUCCCAACGGGACUUGCUGGAUGGCGCCAUUCUCUACAGCCACAAUGGCAGCCUCAGCCCCCAAGACACCCUGGCCCUUUCUGUGGCAGCAGGACCAGUACAAACUAAUACCAUCCUACAAGUGACCAUUGCCCUGGAGGGUCCCCUGGCCCCACUACAACUGGUGCAGCACAAAAAGAUCUACGUCUUCCAGGGGGAAGCAGCUGAGAUCAGAAGGGACCAGCUAGAGGUAGUUCAGGAGGCAGUGCUGCCUGCCGACAUCAUGUUCUCGUUGAGAAGCCCCCCGAACGCUGGCUACCUGGUGAUGGUAUCCCACGGUGCUUCAGCAGAUGGACCGCCCAGCCUGGAUCCUGUGCAGAGAUUCUCCCAGGAGGCAGUGAAUUCAGGCCGAGUUCUCUACCUGCACUCUCGCCCUGGGGCCUGGAGUGAUUCCUUCUCCCUGGACGUGGCCUCGGGCCUGGGCGAUCCUCUUGAAGGUGUCUUGGUGGAGCUGGAGGUGCUGCCCACAGUCAUCCCCCUGGAUGUUCAAAACUUCAGCGUUCCUGAGGGUGGCACCCGUACCCUGGCCCCUCCGCUGGUCCAAAUCACUGGGCCUUACUUCCCCACACUGCCAGGCCUUGUCCUACAGGUGCUAGAGCCACCGCAGCACGGGGCCCUGCAGAAGGAGGACCAACCUCAAGAUGGAAGCCUCAACACUUUCUCCUGGAGAGAGGUGAAAGAGCAGCUGAUCCGCUACGUGCAUGAUGGAAGUGAGACGCAGACAGACAGCUUUGUCCUGUUGGCUAAUGCCUCAGAGAUGGAUCGCCAGAGCCAGCCCGUGGCCUUUACUGUCACCAUCCUCCCUGUUAAUGACCAACCCCCUGUCCUCACCACAAACACAGGCCUGCAGAUCUGGGAGGGAGCCAUUGUGCCAAUCCCUCCUGAGGCCCUCAGGGGAACAGACAAUGAUUCCGGGCCGGAAGACUUGAUCUACACCAUCCAGCAGCCCAGCAAUGGACAGAUAGCCUUGAGGGGAGCACCAGACACCGAGGUCCACCGCUUCACACAGGCUCAGCUGGACAGCGGGCUUGUGCUGUUCUCACACAGAGGAGCCCUGGAAGGAGGCUUCCACUUCGACCUCUCUGAUGGCGCGCAUACUUCUCCUGGACAUUUCUUCCGAGUCCUGGCCCAGAAGCAGGUGCUCCUCUCCUUGGAGGGCAGCCGGAAGUUGACCGUCUGUCCAGAGUCUGUGCAGCCACUCAGCAGCCAGAGCCUGAGUGCCAGUUCCAGCACAGGCACCGACCCGCGGCACCUGCUCUACCGGGUGGUAAGAGGCCCCCAGCUUGGCCGACUCCUCCAUGCCCAGCAAGGAAGUGCAGAGGAGGCCUUGGUGAACUUCACCCAGGCUGAGGUGAAUGCUGGGAAUAUCCUGUAUGAGCAUGAGAUGUCCUCUGAGCCCUUCUGGGAAGCCCACGACACCAUCGCUCUCCUGCUGUCCUCACCACCUGCCAGGGAUCUGGCUGCCACCCUGGCUGUGAUGGUGUCUUUUGAUGCUGCCUGUCCCCAGCGCCCCAGCCGUCUGUGGAGGAACAGAGGUCUUUGGGUCCCUGAGGGCCAGCGAGCCAAGAUCACUGUGGCUGCCCUUGACGCCGCCAACCUCCUAGCCAGUGUGCCAGCAUCUCAGCGCGGUCGGCAUGAUGUGUUCUUCCAGAUCACACAGUUCCCCACCCGGGGUCAGCUCCUGGUGUCCGAGGAGCCACUUCAUGCCGGGAGGCCCCACUUCCUGCAAUCCCAGCUGGCUGCGGGACAGCUGGUGUAUGCCCAUGGUGGUGGGGGCACCCAGCAGGAUGGCUUCCGCUUCCGUGCCCACCUCCAGGGACCAAUGGGGGCUUCUGUGGCAGGACCCCAAACCUCUGAGGCCUUUGUCAUCACUGUGAGGGACGUGAAUGAGCGGCCCCCUCAGCCACAGGCCUCCAUUCCUCUCCGUGUCACCAGGGGCUCACGAGCCCCUGUCUCACGAGCCCAGCUGAGUGUAGUCGACCCAGAUUCGGCUCCAGGGGAAAUUGAGUAUGAAGUACAGAGGGCACCCCACAAUGGCUUCCUGAGCCUGACUGGGGACAACACUGGGCCUGUGACGCACUUCACACAGGCCGAUGUGGAUGCAGGACGUCUGGCCUUCGUGGCCAACGGGAGCAGUGUGGCUGGCAUCUUCCAGUUGAGCAUGUCUGAUGGAGCCAGCCCCCCAAUACCCAUGUCCCUGACUAUAGAUGUCUUGCCAUCCACCAUUGAAGUGCAGCUGCGAGCACCCCUGGAGGUGCCCCAAGCUCUAGGACGUUCCUCCCUGAGCCGGCAGCAGCUCCAGGUGAUUUCGGAUCGUGAGGAGCCAGAUGUAGUUUACCGCCUCACUCAGGGGCCCCUGUACGGGCAGCUACUAGUUGGGGGGAAGCCCGCCUCAGCCUUCAGCCAGCUGCAGGUAGACCAGGGGGAUGUGGUCUUUGCCUUCACCAACUUCUCUUCCUCUCAGGAUCACUUCAAAGUCCUGGCUCUGGCCAGGGGUGUAAAUGCAUCAGCCACCGUAAAUGUCACAGUACAGGCUCUGUUGCAUGUGCGGGCCGGUGAGCCAUGGCCUCAGGGUGCCACCCUGCGCCUUGACCCCACUGUGCUGGAUGCCAGUGAGCUGGCCAACCGCACAGGCAGUAUGCCCCACUUCCGGCUCUUGGCAGGACCCCGAUAUGGCCGUGUAAUCCGUGUGUCCCAAGGCCGAACAGAAUCUAGAAGCAACCGGCUUGUGGAACAUUUCACUCAGCAGGACCUGGAAGAGGGAAGGCUAGGGCUAGAGGUGGGUAGGCCAGAGGGCAGGUCCACUGGCCCAACUGGCGACAGACUUACUCUGGAGCUGUGGGCAAGGGGUGUCCCACCUGCUGUGGCCUUGCUGGACUUUGCCACUGAACCUUAUCAUGCGGCCAAAUCCUACAGUGUGGUCCUACUCAGUGUCCCUGAGGCUGCUCGUACCGAAACAGAGAAACCAGGAAGAAGCACCCCCACUGGCCAGCCAGGCCAAGCAGCAUCCAGCCCCAUGCCCGCUGUGGCCAAAGGUGGUUUCCUGGGCUUCUUAGAAGCCAACAUGUUCAGCAUCAUCAUCCCCGUGUGCCUGGUCCUCCUGCUCCUGGCCCUCAUCUUGCCUCUGCUCUUCUACCUCCGCAAACGCAACAAGACAGGCAAGCAUGAUGUCCAGGUGUUGACCUCCAAACCCCGCAAUGGCCUAGCUGGUGACACAGAGACCUUUCGAAAGGUAGAGCCAGGCCAAGCCAUUCCACUCACAACUGUGCCUGGCCAGGGGCCCCCACCAGGAGGCCAGCCUGACCCAGAACUAUUGCAGUUUUGCCGGACACCCAAUCCUGCCCUCAGGAAUGGCCAGUACUGGGUAUGAGACCUGGCCUGUACCCAGAUGCUGCCCACCCUCCAGGCCCACUGCUUCUCUACCCUGGUCUGGCCUGAGGAUCUCCAGAGCCAAAAAGACCUUGAAAUGCCAGGGGUGGAGGGAGCUGGGACAGUCUAGAGGUCCUGGAAUGAGUGGAGUCGAGAGCUGGAACCUUCCUCGGCUCACUUAGACCAGGAGAGCCAUGGGGGCCAAGGUGAGAGGCAGCUAAAGUCAGCUCACUGCAGAAAACAGGAUACCAUCCUUGACGGAGCACAACUCUGGGUCCUGGGACUGUGACCUUAGAUAAGUCAUACCUGACCCAGACUGCCAAGGUCGGGAGAAGAGAACACCCUGGGCUUUCUACCCCAGCUCUGGUCAUUUGUUGUCUUUGAAGAACAAACUCUCCCUCUCUGGUGUUUUCCUGAAGCUGAAUGGGGAGGAAUGAUAGGCAAUAGAUUAAUAUAUUCAAGGUGCAAGAUGGGUGGGGUUGCUCUGGGGUUGGUUAAUUUAAGGCAAGAAAGCUAUUUAACAUGGUGCUGGGCUAGCCAGGCCUAAUGAAGCCCUGGAGUACGAGGGAUGAACAAAGGUCUGAAGCCAUUUCACCCACAGAGCCCUGUGGUAGAGCACUGAAGCACUGGCCAGCAACCUUCAGCAGUUGGACUGGGAGUGUUGAAGUCCACUCUGGUUGGUGGCCAUGCUCUCCUCAAGACGAGGGAGCACUUAACUCCAUGGAGCCUUGGCGACUGGUGCUUCAGAGGCUCCAGACAGCUGAGCAUUGUCUGUGUUUGACUGUGCACUGGGCUCUUAUCCUUGGCAGCUUCUCUCCCCUGGGGCUCGCAUGUGGCCUAGCUUCAUGGGGGUGGGGAUGGACAGAUCUGGACAAGCUCUUGAAUUUCCACCUCCCGGGGCAUUCCCAAAGUCCUCUACUCUCACCUGUACUGGCAGAUGGGCUGUUUGUUGAGACAGGACCAAAGCCCUUACGCUACAGGGAACUUCAGGGAAAA